Athalia rosae (coleseed sawfly) is the source of this 3019-nucleotide messenger RNA. It is a transcript of the gene Gp93, whose product is annotated as endoplasmin. The transcript is spliced from 4 exons. Bases 114 to 2498 code for a protein of 794 amino acids. The record is from RefSeq and is a predicted model, not a curated record. Gene Ontology annotation, biological process: protein folding. NCBI's taxonomy places the organism in Eukaryota, Metazoa, Arthropoda, Insecta, Hymenoptera, Athaliidae. Gene Ontology annotation, molecular function: ATP hydrolysis activity; ATP-dependent protein folding chaperone; ATP binding.
UCAUCAAAGAGUUGGUGACAGUCGGGAUAAAACAGUCGAAUAGUGCACAGCACCCGAAAGGGUUAAAUUUGUGUAUUUUACACACAUUUCAGAAGUGAAUCGCCCGUGCAACGAUGAAAAAGUUUUUGUUCUGCAUCAUUGGGCUUUUUCUAGUCGCCGGCUUUGCCCGUGCCGAAGAUCCCACUGAUGACGUUGGAACUGUGGAAAAAGACCUCGGAUCAAGCCGGGAAGGAUCUAGAACCGAUGAUGAGGUGGUUCAGAGGGAAGAAGAAGCCAUAAAGUUGGACUCGUUGAAUGUUGCGCAAUUGAAAGAGAUCCGCGACAAAGCAGAAAAAUUUACCUUCCAAACUGAAGUGAAUCGCAUGAUGAAACUCAUCAUAAAUUCUUUGUAUCGCAACAAAGAAAUUUUCCUCAGGGAAUUGAUUUCCAACGCCUCUGAUGCAUUGGACAAGAUAAGACUGCUUUCUCUAACGGACAAAAAUGUAUUGGACACUAACAACGAACUCAGCAUAAGAAUACGGGCCGACAAAGACAACAAAAUACUCAGUAUCACAGACACAGGCAUCGGUAUGACAAAGACUGAUCUGAUUAAUAAUCUUGGAACGAUUGCUAAGUCUGGAACUGCAGAAUUUUUGGGAAAACUCCAAGAUGCUUCAAACACGCAAGAUAUGAACGAUAUGAUCGGUCAAUUCGGUGUUGGAUUCUACUCCUCAUUUUUGGUCGCUGAUAGAGUUGUUGUUACCUCAAAACACAAUGAUGACAAACAGUGGAUUUGGGAAUCUGAUAGCAGCAGCUACAGCAUUGCAGAAGAUCCACGAGGCGAUACUCUCAAGCGAGGAUCAACGAUAAGCCUGCACUUGAAAGAUGAAGCAGCAGACUUUUUGGAGACUGACACACUGAAGAACUUGGUGAAGAAAUACUCACAAUUCAUCAAUUUCCCUAUUUAUUUGUGGUCCAGCAAGACUGUCAAAGUCGAAGAACCUCUUGAUGAAGAUGAAAUAGCCAAAGAAGACGAGGUGGAUAAAGAUGAAGCUCAAGCAGAUGCCGAUGAAGAAGAUGAUGCUAAGGUUGAGGAGGCAUCUGACGAAGAAAAAUCAAAAACAAAAACUGUAGAGAAAACUGUCUGGGACUGGGAAAUUCUAAACGACUCCAAGCCAAUCUGGACGCGAAAACCUACUGAAGUCGAAGACUCUGAGUACAAUGAAUUCUACAAAGCUCUUACCAAGGAUACCUCCGAUCCUUUGGCCAAGACUCACUUUGUCGCUGAAGGUGAAGUGACAUUCAAAUCCCUACUAUUCAUUCCCAAAGUACAGCCUGGUGAUAGCUUUAACCGGUACGGAACCAAAGGUGACAAUAUCAAAUUGUUCGUCCGGCGAGUGUUCAUCACCGAUGAGUUUAACGACAUGAUGCCAAAUUACUUAUCGUUCAUUCGAGGUAUCGUAGACAGCGAUGAUUUGCCGCUAAACGUUUCUCGAGAAACUCUCCAGCAGCACAAGUUGAUCAAAGUCAUAAAGAAGAAAUUGAUCAGGAAAGUAUUAGAUAUGAUCAAGAAAAUUCCUAAAGAAGAGUACGAAAAAUUCUGGAAGGAGUACAGCACGAAUAUUAAACUGGGAGUCAUGGAGGAUGCCAGCAAUCGCGCUAGACUUUCCAAACUGCUUCAUUUCCAGUCAUCGAACCAAAAGGGAACCACAUCGUUGGGAGAUUAUGUAUCCCGCAUGAAACCGCAGCAGCAGCAUAUCUACUACAUUGCAGGAUCCGCGCGCGAAGAAGUUGAGAAAUCGCCCUUUGUAGAACGUCUGUUGAAAAAAGGAUACGAAGUUCUAUACCUAGUUGAAGCUGUCGAUGAGUAUGCAAUUUCUUCCUUGCCAGAAUUUGAUGGUAAGAAGUUCCAGAACGUCGCAAAGGAAGGUUUCACCCUUGAUGAAGGAAGCAAGGCCAAAGAACGUCUCGAAGAGUACAAAUCUACCUUCGAACCCCUAACUAAAUGGCUCAAUGACGACGCACUUAAAGAUCAGAUCAGUAAGGCUCAAGUAUCUGAGCGCCUCACAGAUUCACCCUGCGCCCUGGUAGCUAGCAUGUUCGGAUGGACUGGAAAUAUGGAGAGGCUAGCAAUUUCGAAUGCCCAUCAGAAGACUGACGAUCCGCAAAAGUCUUACUAUUUGAAUCAAAAGAAAACUUUGGAGAUUAAUCCAAGGCAUCCACUCAUACGUGAAUUGUUACGUAGAGUUGAAGAAGAUCCUAGCGAUCCAACUGCCAAAGACAUAGCUCUGAUGAUGUUUAGGACUGCAACAUUGCGGUCAGGUUACAUGCUGCGCGAGACUGCAGACUUUGCUCUAAGUGUAGAGCAACUAAUGAGAAAGAAUUUAGGAAUCCCACUUUCCGAGGGCACGGAAGAAGAAGAUGAAGAUUUGGAGGAUGAUUCCAAGUACGAGACUGAAGAAAAAGCAUCGGAAAUAGAUGCCGAUGAAGAAAAAGACGAGGAGCAUGACGAGCUGUAAAAAUAACUAUUAAAUUUAGGAAAUCAAAUAGGGAAACUUACAACCCAGUGGAAGGAGCUAUACAAUGUAUAGUAUAUUCCGCUCAGUUACAUUUAAUUGCAAUUUUCAUGUCUGCAAAUGUGUAACUGACAUGAUUUGUUUUCCAUCAGUUUCUCAUCAAGUAAGAUACAUGGCUCAUCAUCAUUCGAAAUAUCAUUUGAUAAGUUGGGAACUCCGAUUCCAAUGAAUACAAAAUUUGAUAUUCGGCGUAAUGGCAAGUUGCAUGAAUACGGCGUGAUAUUUUCCCUCAUUAGGGAGCCUCCAACGUUUAUUAUGCAACCCCUGAGACAAGAUAUCAGAUUAUUGCUGGUAUCUUAUCAUUACCAGUUUGAGAGCAAUGCAUUUAAUUUAUUUUGGUUCUUCUAUCAAUACAAUUUGUUUAGUUGCGCAAAAAAAAUUUUGCGCAUCCUUUUUGAUUACGUAUGCUUGUGAGAAUGUAUGAGUGUAUUUGUACAAACAAAAAUAAAAAUGAUUCAAGUAAA